This is a messenger RNA of Stegodyphus dumicola, 6421 nucleotides long. RefSeq lists its product as uncharacterized. NCBI's taxonomy places the organism in Eukaryota, Metazoa, Arthropoda, Arachnida, Araneae, Eresidae. The record is from RefSeq and is a predicted model, not a curated record. Gene Ontology annotation, cellular component: transcription factor TFIIIC complex. Gene Ontology annotation, biological process: transcription by RNA polymerase III.
AUAUUGUGCUGCAUGUAUUCAUAACAUGCUGUUAUUGAAAAGCUUGAGAACUAAUGAACCAACACCUGUUGAAUUGACUAAUGCUCCAAUGCAGAAUUCAGUGAUUGCAGCUGAACAUCAUCAAAAAUUAACAAGUUUGAAGCAUCCUGAUAAUAUGACACAAGCCAUAAAGGAAAAUUUAAGCUCUUUGCAAAAUGAUAUUAGGAGUGUAAGUGUGCAGUCCUCAGCGGAACUGCAAAAUUUGCACAGAAUGGAUUUAGAUGCUGUGGCGAGUUCAGAAAUUGCAUCAAGAAAUGAACAGAUGUUAGAGAAGCAAUCAGUUCAAGAGGAUUCAGAAUGUGAUUCUAAUAUAACUGCUUUAAUUACAGAAAUGGUUGAUACAAUUUCAUCUAAUAAUAAUUUAGAAAGGUUUGAGGAUGAAAAUUCUGACAUGAACUUUUCCAAAGUGGAAUUAGCAAAAAAUAAUAUUGUAAAUGAAGCUGAAAGUUCAGAGCUUGUAAAAAAUGUUUCUUCUGAAAAGGAAACCAAUAAAGGUAAAAUAAAUAAAAAGAGAAAGUAUAUUGAGAUGGAUUCUGAUGUUAUUAAUUCUGAAGUUAAGAAAACAGUGCAGAUGAUAAUGGAAAAAGUAACUAGUAGUAAAAAUGCUAACUCUACAGAUAAGAGAAAGAAAAAGGUGUUUAAAGCAUCAUUUACUCAUAAGAAUGGCGGAAAGUAUUCAUCUGAAAAGAUCAAAGGCACUGAUAUUCCAAACAAAUCUGAUAUUUCAGUAUUUCAAGAAGGGAAACCUCCUUCUAAGUCUGUUGUAGUUUCAUCGAACGAUUUCGCCUCUCGUGUUUCAUUUCAAAAAUCUGCAAACUUGAAUAAAGAUCAUAGUAUAGGUAAGCCCAGAAGUUCUAAAAAGCUAAGCCAUAAAACAGUUGAUUUAAUCAAUCAGAUAUCUUCAAAUUCUGAUGAUGGGGGUAAUUCGUUUAAUAUUAUAGAUGAACAAGUUAAUCAAACACCAGUUUUGAAUACUGAUGCUGAAGAUAAUGUGAAUCAGUUAGUACAGUCAUCUACAGAUAAAGUUGUUGAACAUAUGCCAUGUGUAAACAAUGAAGUUAUUCUUGAAGAAAGAUAUGAAAAAUGCACUUCUUCUGCAGAUAUGAAAUAUUCUACUCAUUCUCAAGAUGUACUAAAUCCAUGUCAGUCAUCUGAACUGAAACAAGUCAAAAAUGAAAGGAAUAAAGCAUCAUCAUCAAUUCUGAAGGAAAGGAAAAAUCAUAGUACAAAUCAGGCUUUAACAGACAAAGUAACUUCAUGUGAAGUCAGUCAAUCUGCUACUGAUUAUGAUCCAGAUGGAAAAGAUUUGCAGGAAUGGGAAACUCAUGAACAAUCUCAGUCUGUUUUAGAAUCAUGUGAUAGCAUAUCUCAUACUGUGGCAGAUCCUUGUGCUUCUAGUACAGAAAGUGAAGUCUUUGAAAAAAGCAAAAUGUUAGGGAGAAAUAAGACAGAAAAUACAAAUGCUGCUAAAGUUUCAUCUUGCGAAGUAACUCAAUCUAAUAAUUCAGAAAAAAUGUCUCCAAAAAGUACUGAAAAUACUAAUGAAUGUGAAGCAUCUGUUAAGAAUUCUUUGGAUAAUGGAGCAGAAAAUUUUUAUCCAUCUCCCAAAGAACUUAGAAUGCAAGAUGCAAAAUUUGGAUGUUCUUUGGUUGAAGUCAGCCAGUCUGAUAAAGAAUGUGAAACUCAAAAGUUUAAAGGUUCAAUAAAAGGUAUUAAGAAAUCUCUACAGAAAGAAGGAAUGGUUUGCAGUCAGUCAUCAGAUUCAUCAUUUACAUUUUCAAGAGAAACAAUUGUUGAUCCAUGUGUCUCAUCAUGUGACAUCAAAAACCGUAGUCUUAAUGAAGAAACGAUACCAGCUUCUUCAUCAGAAAAUGGAAAUUUAAGUACUUCUUGUGAAGUUACCCAGUCUGAUAAAAUUGAAAACUUAUUAACUGAAAAUGAAAACAAAAGAGAAUUUAAUGAAUGUAGUCAAUCUGUUAAUAGCAUAGCUAGUGCUUCAAAUAAUGUAGCAAGUGAAACUGAUUACUUUCAUACAAAUAUAUCCUCAGAUUCUAAAAACAUUGCUAGUACUAAGGGAAGUGCGUCUAAAGAUACAUUAUGUGAAGUUAGCCAAUCAUUCAAGUCAGACAGUCUUGAUUCAAAUUCUUUAAAACAAGAAAAUUUAAAACUUGCAGGUAACUCUAGUGAGUGUGAAGUGUUUUCAAGAAGUGAUCAUUCAGAAAGUUCUGAUGCUGGAAACAAUUGUGCUGAUAAUUCAUAUAUUUCUUCAGAAAACAUAUUUUCAGAUUCUCUGCGUGUAAAUGCAAAUAAUAUGCCAAAUCCAUGCGAAGUAAGCCAAUCAUCCAGUUGUGAAAAUGAUCUAACAUCAAAAACUGGUACAUCAUCUGAUGAUAAAACAAAUACAAAUGAAUGUGAAGUAUUCCAGAGUAAGAGAUCUAUACAAGAUUCAAGUAUGUCUUCUGAAGGCAAAAAAAUACAAAAAAGACCACUUUGUGAAGUCAGCCAAUCUAUUGUAUCUGAAGAAAGAAUUAAUAAAGGGAAAAAUUCUGGUGUUUUAGGCCUUAAAGCAAGAGAAAAAGCUAGUGGAGAAGUUGGAAAUAAUUGUGAAGUUAGUCAAUCUCUUAGUCGUGAGCAAGAAUUAUUUGAAACUAAUGAUGAUAACAUUACCGCAAGUAAAAUAGACAUAGCAUCCACAUCACAUUCAUCUAAUGAAUAUGAAAAAGAAAUGGAAUGUGAAUCGUCAGACGAUAUAUCUGAUGAUAUUUGGAAUGAUAAACAUAGAAAUAAAGAUUUAACAGGUGAAGUUUCUCAAUCAGACAGAUCUCAAUUUAGAGAUAACUCUCUUCCACAUUCAUCAAAAUUGAUCAGUACAGAUAUAGGAGAUUCUAGUGAAUGUGAAGUGUAUGGUCAGAGAUCAUUAGAUACUUCCUUAGAACAACAUUUAAAUCAAGUAAAAAGUGGUGUAAAGGAAAUCUGUGGAUCAUCUGAAGAUGUUGAAUUCUUUCCGGGCACACAUACAUCUUUAAAUUUAAAAUCUGAGUGUAAAAGCUCUACAAAUGAAAUAAGCCAAUCGAUAAAGUAUGACAAAAGAUUAAAAACUUUUUCUUUGGAUAAAGAGAAUAAUACAAAUGAAUGUGAUAUGUCAGGACAAGAUGGAACUAAUAUCACCAGUGGACUAGCAAGGGAUAUAUGUGAAUCUUCUGAAGAUGUGCAUGUUUCUAAUCCUGUUGUUUCAUUUCCUGAUGAAUGUACCUCAUCUAUUAGAGAUACAAAAGUUUUGACUAAUGAAUCUGAACAGUUACUUAAGGUGUGUGAUUCGUUAUCAAAUGCAGAAACCACUUUGUUGAUGAAUGAAACAGAAAAUUGUAAUAUUUCUCAAUCAGAAAGCCAAACUAUAAAUGAUGAUAUUGCAUCUGUUGGAGGAAACAACAAUUUAUCCCUAGAUUCAUCUAAUGUCCUUGAUUCUGUAAAUGUUUCUUCAUCUGUUGAUAGUUUGAGUUCUAGUUAUAUAGAUUCGAUUUACUCAUCAUCUGUUUUCUCGAACUCUUCACAUAAUUAUUUAUCAGUAUCACUACUGAAUUCAGAAGUUACACAAUCUUGUGCAAAAGAUAGUCCUCAAAAGCAAGAAGAAAAUACAGAGACUUUAAAUAAUGAGAAUUCAUCUGCAUGUCUGAUAGCUUCAGAAACAAAUGAUGAAGUCUCACAACCAAUAGAAUUUAAUGGUGUUCAGUCUUCAGAUGAUUUAGAACAUACACAUUUAACACUUUUAAAUGAUCGAGUAAAUGCAUUAGAAUCCUCAUCUGCAUUAAAUAAGUCAUUUUCUAUUGAUGAACCUGGGACAUCAAGCAGCACUGCCCACAGUUUUCAGGAUGAUUUUUCUGGACCUGAAUUAGUAGAAUCAUCAACUGUAGCAUGCCCAUUAGCUCAAAAAAAGGAGCUUGCUGAAAAUAUAAAUUCAGUUACAGAAGAGCAAGAUGUUAAAGAUGUCCACAGACACAUAGAAGCUUUAAAGUGUAUAUCUAAUGCAUCCAAUAAGAAUGAUGAUCAAAAUCAAAAACUUAACAUUUCUGAAUCUCAGUCUUCUGGGCCGGUGAUAUUGCAAGACAAUUUGGAUCAUUCAGAUGUAAAUCAGCUCUCUGAGCAGCAGUCAGUACCAUCUAAAAUCGUGUCAUCUUCUAGAGCUGAAAAGCAAAUUCCAGGUUCUAGACCAUCUUUAUUAGAAGUCAUAGUAUCAUCAGCAAGUGACUUCAGAAAUUCAUUAAUCCACGAGGGUAAUAACUUUGUUAGAAAAAAGAGUCAGCGUUCAUCACCAGGACAGGCUGUUGAAUCCUCAUCAAGCAGUAUAGAAGCAACAGAUGGAUAUUCUGAGUCAUUUAAUGAAGCUAUUGGGUACUCAAAUGAGCUUGAUAAUCAAGAUAACAAAAGUAUUCAAGCUGGAACAGAUCCAUUAAAAGAUCAAGUAAAUGAAUAUCCAGAUUCAGAAGUUUCUGGCUCUUUUGAACAAAUUCCCAGAGAUAGUAUUUUGGAUGAGCAGAAUAAUAGUCAGCAUCAAGUUAGUCAGUCCUCUGAAAUUGUUAAUACACAUUCAUCUACCAGUAAAGCUCAUACUUUACCAUCUGAUAUCACAGAAUCCUCUCAACGAGAUUUUGUGCAGUCAUCAACCAGCAUCUCCAGUGUCUCAGGAUGUGUAACACUAAAGGAUUCUUCUUUAAAUUCAGAGCAGGUUAGUUCUGCUGAAGAAAGUGUUUUGACUAGUAAUUUAGACAUUAGUGAAAUAUGUGAAUCUUCUUCUGCACAAGAUGUAGUAUCAAAUAACAGAAACACUCCAGUUGCAAGUAAUUCUGAAAAUCAUGGUAAUGUCACAGAAUCUUCAGCUGGUAUGUUAAAAUAUCCUGCUAAUUAUAAAACUAUUUCACAAGUUGAAAAUACUGAAAGUGAAGUGUCUUCAUCACCUUGCGAUACUCAUUAUUCUGCAUUAGACAUGUCAUCAGUUGAUGGAAGUGGACAAUGUUCUGUUGUUGAAGGAAACAUAGUGAUACAAGGCAAAUUAUGUAGAGAAUCAAGUAGGCCAAAUGACUUAUCUCAUGACACAGCAGCAUCAAUUGAUAAUCAGGAGGCAUCAUGUAGCAGUAUCACAUCUAAUUCAAAUUCACUUCAGUGUCUUCCUUGUGGAUCAUCAUAUGCGGAAAAAAAUGAAAUCACAGAAUUACAUGAGGAUAGAUUAUCAUCAUUCAAUGUAAUUGGUUCAUCUAAUGAAGCGAAAGUAUUAAUACAAGGUACAUCCUCAGCAUCAGUUAUAGAAUUAGACCAAAGUGAGGACAGAAUUCAACUUCAUUCUUCUCAAAAUGAAGGGGAUUUGAGUUCAUCAGAUGUAAUUUUUGAAGCAAAUGUUGCUAAUUCACCACUAAAUGAAGUAGAAAUUGUAGCUGAUGUAUAUGAGUGUGAUGAAAGUAGUGCUUCCUGUGAAAUGCAAAAUAAUUCUUCCUUGUGUGAAGUAACAGAAUCUCAUGCAGUUACAAUGGAUGAUUUGUUAGAAUCCUCCCCUGGGGAAAACAAAGUAUCUUGUUCUGUUUCAGAAAUCUCUUUGAAUAAUCAAACAUUUUAUAAAAAUUAUGGGUUUAAUGAAAAUGAGUUUUAUCAACUUUCAUCACAUGAAGCUGUAGCUAAAUCACCUGAUAAUUGUGAAUCAUCAUAUGAAGUGAAUAUAUGUGAUAAUGUACUAGCAAUGCAAAGCAUAUCACAUGCUGCUUCUGAGAAUGAAGAACUGAGUAUGUAUUCUCAUGGAGCAGAUUUUGAAAAUGAUUCUGUUCAAUCUUCAUCAUUUGAAGCACCAUUUUCUGUAAGUGAACAAAUAAAAGUUAUUUCUUCCCCAACUUUUACAGAUGCAAACUGUUUUGAAGUGCAAGCACCUUUGACUUCAAAUUCAUUCAUGACAUUACCAUCAGAAACACAGUUUCUGGCUCCAGACCAAUGUGACAUAUCUUUAAAUAAAUUUACAUCAUCGUCAUCUUCAUCUAUGUGUACUUCUGAAGUUACACAGUCCAAUCCUGAAGACUCUGUCAUUGUCUCUAAUUAUAGUACAUGUAAAGACAGACAAAGUUCACCUUCAACUUCAACAUCAAAUAACAUAAUUCAUGAAACAGAUAGCUCGCAGAUAGCUGUAUUAAAGACAGAAGAUAAUUUGUACUUAGACAAUAAGUGUACUUCCAAUAACUCUUCUCAUUUAUGUACUAAUGAAAAUGAUGAUUAUUCGACCCAAGAAACUCAUUUUGAGUGCACUGAGGAAAUUAUAUCUGACUCUCACUCUGAUGUAGAUAAUUUAGCUGAUUCAACAGAAGAUGGAACUGAUAUGGGUUCUUCUGAUUCUAAUGCAAAGUUAUGA